Messenger RNA from Orussus abietinus, 2967 nucleotides. RefSeq names its product polypeptide N-acetylgalactosaminyltransferase 3 (gene Pgant3). The transcript has 11 exons. Gene Ontology annotation, cellular component: Golgi apparatus. Bases 734 to 2551 code for a protein of 605 amino acids. NCBI's taxonomy places the organism in Eukaryota, Metazoa, Arthropoda, Insecta, Hymenoptera, Orussidae. The record is from RefSeq and is a predicted model, not a curated record.
AGGCAAUAACGUUGGCCUCUACAGUUGUCUACAGUCAACCUGCGGAACGUACAUAUACUAUAGCAGUUCCUACACUUCAUCCAUUUAAUUUUAGUUGCCUCUGGUCGCCUUUGCUGGCCACGUCGAUACAGCGUCGGCGUCUUCUGCGAAGACCGGCGACCGGCAGGGCCGAAUUUCCUUGCGGAUCUUUGGUUUGGGUGAAAAAUUCACGCGAAUCACUCUUUGGAGCCGACUAAGAGCUUAAAAUUGUGCAAUCUGUAGUCAAACCAGCGCCGAUGCAGCUCCUCGGGGAUCGACACGUACGAAAAACUCGGAGGCCAGUUACCGUUGUAAACAGACAGUGAAAGGAAUGCACCCGGACGGUAUGAUGUACAGUGCACCGAAGUCGUGACCAGAUACCCAAUCGCGUUCUCUUCUCUUGGAAAUCUUUUUUAUGAUAUUCGAGUCGACUUCCUAGUGCCUGGUGAUAAGGAAGUUUCUUCUUACAGUGGUUAAUCUCCAGCAAAGUGACGAUAACGUGGUGAUGACCCGACCGGGCGAGAACACGGAAUUCGCGAUAGCGGAAGGUGAAACACUUCGAUGAACUCGUGUCAGCUGGCUGGCUGAAUCAAAUGAGUCAAAACUUCCGAAAUUUCAUCAGCGCUGUUUUUCUUCGGCCAGGUCGGUGACUAGAUCGUCUCUCGCCUUGAAGUCAUUCGAAGAUGAGAGCUUGCUGAUAAAACAUCUCUUCAGGAUGUGGCCAAGAUUAACGAGACUGCGUCGGGUCUGGCCGGCAUUGUUGUUGAUUGUCGUCGUCAUCUGUAUCUUUGUCGUCUGGCCGAGGGUCCAGCAGGAGAACAACGACCUUCAAGACGACGACUUCCCUAUGCGGAGGUUUGGUGACCAAAGUAAUUAUGUAGACCGUAGAGGCAUCCAUGUCGUGAUUGGCCAUUACGUGGGAGACUCCAUAGAUACUUCUAAAAUACCAAACAUAACAAAAGAUAUAAUUAACAAGAACAUGUUCAAUCCUCGACCGAAUGCCGGCAGGAACGGCGAGCCAGUGGCGAUAUCCCCGAAAGAUAUGUACGUGAUGCGACAACUCUUCCAAAUAAACAGAUUCAAUUUGAUGGCGAGUGACCGUAUCCCGCUCAACAGAACAUUACCUGACGUCAGGAAGAAGAAGUGCAUCUCGAGGUACCAAAAUUCAUCAGGACUGCCGAAGACAUCAGUCAUUAUCGUAUUUCAUAACGAAGCUUGGAGCACUCUUCUCAGGACAGUUCACAGCGUCAUCGGUCGGUCACCGAAACAAUUGUUGCAAGAGAUAAUUCUCGUCGAUGACAACAGCGACAGAGAAUUUUUGCGAAGUCAGCUAGAUGAGUACGUGAGACGAUUGGAAGUGCCCGUGCGAAUCCUCCGUUCUGAAAAAAGGAUCGGAUUAGUGAAUGCCAGACUCUUGGGAGCUAAUAAGGCGAGAGGAAAGGUCCUUACAUUCCUAGACGCUCAUUGUGAAUGCACCGUUGGGUGGUUGGAACCUCUUCUUGAAGCGGUCGCCCAGAACAGAACUAGAGUGGUUUCACCUGUAAUCGACAUCAUUAACGAUGACACCUUCAGCUACACGAGAUCCUUUGAACUGCACUGGGGUGCCUUCAAUUGGGACCUCCAUUUUCGUUGGUUGACUCUUAACGGUCCAUUGUUGAAACAACGUCGAGACAAUAUCGUGGAGCCGUUUAAGACCCCGGCUAUGGCUGGAGGUCUCUUCUCAAUGGACCGAAAUUAUUUUUUCGAACUCGGUAGUUACGAUGAUCAAAUGCGAAUUUGGGGUGGGGAGAAUCUUGAGCUUUCUUUCCGUGUCUGGCAGUGUGGAGGAAGUGUCGAAAUAGCACCUUGUUCGCAUGUUGGUCAUCUUUUCCGAAAGUCAUCACCUUACACUUUUCCCGGAGGAGUGGGUGAAAUUCUGUAUUCCAAUUUAGCUCGGGUUGCUCUGGUGUGGAUGGACGAUUGGGCAGAAUUCUACUUUAAGUUUAAUCCUGAGGCUGCAAGAUUGAGAGAUAAGCAACAAAUCCGAUCGAGGUUGGCUCUGCGACAGAAGUUGCAAUGUAAGAGUUUCGAGUGGUACUUGGAUAAUGUCUGGCCUGAUCACUUUUUCCCAAAGGAUGACCGGUUCUUCGGAAGGAUUGUCCACGUGUCCUCGAAAAAAUGCAUGAUGCGACUCAUGGCGAAGACCACUUUCUCUCAACCCUCUGGGUAUGCAAUUCUGGAACCGUGCAUCGAACCGCCAACCCUCAGUCAAAUGUUCGUAAUUAGGAAAGACGAUGUUGUAAUGACUGACGAAAGUGUGUGCCUUGAUGCAUCGGAACGUGAUACUCGUCAUAAGACCCCUAGAGUUAAGAUCAUGACAUGUAACGGUCACUCAAGACAGAAGUGGCGGUAUGAUCCAAAGACUAAAGCAUUCCGACAUACAUCAUCCGACAUGUGCCUUCAAGCAUCAUCGAACACAGAGGGACCAGUGAUAGCACCCUGCAAUGGGAACAUAGAACAACACUGGCUCUUGGAGGCGAUACUCUGGAAAUAGGCUGAUUCAUAAUCAUAAGAUCAUUAAUUCAUAAACAUCUUAUUCACUUACGAAAAUGUUAAUAUUGUAAUUUUUAUACUGUCGACAUUUAGGAUAUUAAAAGUCAACGUUAGGUCAAGACCAUCAGGGACCCGAUUCUCGAGUUCGUACGGAUUUGUUUCGCAUACGAAUAGACUUGCAUGAAUAAUUUUGCACUGUUGCGAAGUCGUGUCAUUGGUCAACAUUUGAAAAUUGUAGACAAAAUUGUUACUUUCGCAUACGAAUGUUGAUCGUGUAAACUCGAGAAUAGGGUCCCUGGAACGUGAACAAAUCACCACUAUUAUGUGAUUUUAAGAGCUAAUGAACUUUUGUAUACAUUAAAUAGAAACAUAAAUCAUAAAUUGAACGACUUUAAUGUCAUUUUUGAAAAACGUAAA